This is a messenger RNA of Selaginella moellendorffii, 3981 nucleotides long. Its product is annotated as protein TPR2. Gene Ontology annotation, biological process: regulation of DNA-templated transcription. The transcript has 24 exons. The coding region runs from base 344 to 3748 and encodes 1134 amino acids. The record is from RefSeq and is a predicted model, not a curated record. NCBI's taxonomy places the organism in Eukaryota, Viridiplantae, Streptophyta, Lycopodiopsida, Selaginellales, Selaginellaceae. Gene Ontology annotation, molecular function: protein binding.
AGUGCCUUUGUCUUUGUGCUCGUCCUCCUUCUUCGCGUUGAAAUCGCGCUUAGGUUUUCCCCAUUCCAGGGCGCGGCGCAUCACGGCGGUAGCGCACGGCGCGUCUCCAAUCGCCGGCGCCAGAUCCUCGGGCUAGGUGCUGGCAUUCGGAGAUUUUCGGGGCUUAGAUCCAGGGCGCCGCCAUUGCCGAGCAGUGCAUGAAGGCGCGAUGAGGCGGCGGUGCUCGGCUCCCGGGUGAGAUUUUAGCAUGGAUUAGGGGAUACAGGGGAGGCGGCGGAAGAAAGGGAAGGAAAGGGGUUUUCUUGCUCUGAUAGCGGCUGUGGUGUGUGACAUACAAAAAGAUAUGUCGUCGCUCAGUAGGGAGCUCGUGUUCCUCAUCCUCCAGUUCCUCGACGAGGAGAAGUUCAAGGAGACUGUUCACAAGCUAGAGCAAGAGUCGGGAUUUUUUUUCAACAUGAAGUAUUUCGAGGACCAAGUUCAGAACGGGGAAUGGGAUGAAGUGGAGCGUUACUUGUCGGGCUUUACCAAGGUAGAUGACAAUCGCUAUUCAAUGAAGAUCUUUUUCGAAAUUCGCAAGCAAAAGUAUUUGGAAGCACUGGACAAGCAAGACAGAGCGAAAGCCGUUGAGAUUCUCGUCAAGGACCUCAAGGUGUUUGCGUCGUUCAAUGAGGACUUAUACAAAGAGAUUACACAGCUUCUUACUCUCGACAACUUUAGGUUCGUAAUGCCAGUACUCUCUACUUUUCUCUUGUCUAACCCGCUGGUUCACAGAGAAAAUGACCAACUGUCGAAGUAUGGAGAUACGAAAUCCGCAAGAAAUAUAAUGCUUAUCGAACUUAAAAAACUCAUCGAAGCGAAUCCUCUAUUUAGAGAAAAACAUCAAUUUCCAUCAUUGAAGGCAUCACGGCUUCGCACCCUUAUCAACCAGAGUCUGAAUUGGCAACAUCAAUUAUGUAAAAAUCCUCGGCCCAAUCCCGACAUCAAAACUUUAUUUAUCGAUCACAGUUGUGGUCCUCCGAACGGAGCGCGUGCGCCUCCGCCUGCCAACAAUCCUUUAGUUGGAGCGAUGCAGAAAACUGCGGCCUUCCCUCCACUUGGAGCACACGGGCCUUUUCAACCAUCUGCUGGUCCUCCUGCAAGUGCGCUAGCCGGUUGGAUGGGAAAUGCAAAUUCCGCAGCCCCUCACGCAGCAGUAGCUCCUGGCCAGGCGCUAGCUGGUCCGCCAAAUCCAGCUGCUCUUUUGAAGCGUCCCAGAACACCACCGGCAAAUUCGACCAUUGACUAUCAGUCGGCAGAUUCGGAACACAUUCUUAAACGCCCGCGUCCUCAGGCAGACGAGGUGAACUAUGCUGGAGCAAGUCAUCAACGCAACGCUACUUUGGACGAUCUUCCAAAGACACAUGCUAGAACUUUAAACCAGACGUCGUCCGUGACUAGCAUGGACUUUCAUCCAAUGCAUCAAACCGUAUUGCUUGUGGGUACAAAUAUUGGCGAAAUUAGCAUCUGGGAGGUAGCAUCGCGAGAGAAAUUGGCAUAUCGGACUUUCAAAGUGUGGGAUAUUUCUGCAUGUUCUGUUACGAUGCAGACGGCAUUUGUGAAGGACCCAGCUGUUCUUGUUCACAGGGUGGUUUGGAGUCCAGAUGGAGCUCUUAUCGGUGUGGCUUUCUCCAAAUUUAUUAUUCAUCUUUAUAUGUACAAUGGAACAUCUGAGCUUAGGCAACUUCACGAGAUCGAUGCUCAUGUUGGUGGAGUCAACGACCUUGCAUUUUCUCAUCCCAACAAGCAACUCUGUGUUAUUACUUGUGGAGACGAUAAGACCAUAAAGGUUUGGGAAGCCAUGACCGCUCGCAAGAUUUAUGUAUUUGAAGGUCAUGAGGCAGCAGUGUAUUCUGUAUGUCCACAUCAUAAAGAAAGCAUACAGUUUAUAUUUUCCACCGCACUUGAUGGUAAAAUCAAAGCUUGGCUUUACGAUAAUCUCGGUUCUCGAGUAGAUUAUGAUGCUCCUGGUCGCUGGUGCACAACAAUGGCUUACAGUGCGGAUGGAACAAGAUUGUUUUCUUGUGGAACAAGCAAGGAUGGUGAGUCUUUUCUUGUGGAGUGGAAUGAAAGUGAAGGUGCAAUAAAAAACACCUACAAUGGUUUUCGGAAACGCUCCAUCAAUGUGAUUCAGUUUGAUACUACACGGAAUCGGUUUUUGGCUGCUGGAGACGACUUCUCCAUCAAAAUAUGGGAUAUGGAUAAUAUUAAUCUUUUGACGACGAUAGAUGCCGACAGUGGUCUUCCGCCAAGCCCUCGUUUACGGUUUAACAAAGAAGGAACAUUACUGGCUGUAACCACUCAAGACAACUCCAUCAGAAUUCUAGCUAACAACGACGGUUUACGGCUUUUGAAUAGGGGGAUUGAGAAAGUAAAUGAGGUGAAGCCUGCGGUUAACACGCUUGCAGCAGUAAGUGGAGUAACUGCUCCAGUAGUCGCUGUAGAUAGAGUUCCGGCUGCAGUACCGAAUGGCGCUGAAAAUAGUCGUGCUGUCGAAGUAAAACCGCGUGCAGACGAAGGAAUUGACAAAAAGAAUUGGAAACUAGCUGAUUUAACUGAGCAAGCCCAUUGCCGGUCAAUAAGGUUAGGGGAUCAAAUGGCUGCGAGCAAGGUGUUGAGACUAAUUUACACUAACGCCGGAAAUGCACUUCUUGCACUUGGAUCAAACGCCAUUCAUAAAUUGUGGAAAUGGCAAAAGAACGACUGGAAUGUGGCUGGGAAGGCAACUGCUAAUUUUGCUCCCCAGCUAUGGCAACCUCCGAGUGCGGGCUUUAUGACAAAUGAUGUGGGCGAAACUGAUCCAGAAGAAGCUGUUCCGUGCAUCGCCUUGUCUAAAAAUGAUUCGUAUGUGAUGUCUGCCUCGGGUGGAAAAGUUCUGCUUUUCAACAUGAUGACGUUUAAGAUUAUGACACAAUUCAUGCCGCCUCCGCCAGCAGCAACAUUCCUCGCUUUUCAUCCUCAGGAUAAUAAUUUUAUUGCUAUCGGUAUGGAGGAUUCGGCUAUCCAUAUAUACAACGUUCGUGUCGAUGAGGUGAAAAGCAAACUAAAAGGGCAUUCCAAGAGAAUAACGGGACUUGCGUUUUCCAAUAAUCUUAAUAUUCUUGUUUCGUCUGGGGCUGACGGACAGCUCUGUGUUUGGGGAACCGAUGCAUGGGAUAAAAGAAAGUCCAAGUUUAUUCAAAUGCCGCCUGGGAAAGAUGCAACUCCCACUGGUGACACGAGGGUACAGUUCGACGUUGAUCAGACGCGGCUGUUGAUUGUGCACGAGACUCAGCUUGCAAUAUACGACGCUGCUAAGCUGGAACCAAUCCAUCAGUGGUAUCUUCGGGACCCCUUCCCUGCUUCCGUUUCGAGUGCUACAUUUUCAUGCGACAGCGAGCUCGUUUAUGCCGCUUUCAUCGAUGGCUCCGUGGGAGUGUUUGAGACGGAUGGUUUACGGCCAAGGUGCCGUCUAGCACCAUCAACUUAUCUUCCUCCUGGAGCUAGCGGGACUUCGGUGUACCCUCUAGCAAUCUCCGCUCAUCCAACCGAGAAGUAUCAAUUCGCUCUGGGACUAAGUGACGGUGGAGUUCUCGUUGUGGAACCAUUGGAACCCGACGGUAAGUGGGGGCCGAUUCCAGUCACAGACAAUGGAGCAGCAGCGUCGGGUGCUACUGGCGUUCCACCACCAGCGGAUCAAAACGCAGAGCAAUCGGGUGCCAGAGCGUCAUAGCACGAAGAAAGGAUUUCUAGGAAGAACUGAGAAGGCGAGCUAGAACUUCUCCAGGAAAGUGGGACGUCGAAAGAAUGGAAGAACAAACAAGACGAACAAGCGCUAGAGUACAUUUUGUUUAUAGCCAGAUGUUGGCUAUGUGUCGGUUUAUAUUUUUCCACGUGUCCACGCUAAGGUUGUACGGUGAAUAUGCUUUUUGUAUAUCCACUCGAAUAUAUUUCUUAUAUGCGGCA